CCAGCCCAUAGUUAACCAAACGAGAAAGUCUUUCGUCAAUUACUCCGGCGGAUCGGCGAUAAAAUUUUCAGUGCUGAGAAAGAAAUAUUUUCUCUUUCCUUCAAUUUUCUAUGUUUUCUACAUAAUUUCAUUUAGGUCGAUAGGAUCGGGAUUUUUGAAUCAAUGGACAAAAUGAGUACUCUAGAGUACAUCAACCAGAUGUUCCCCACAGAGGCUUCUUUAUCUGGAGUUGAGCCGCUAAUGCAAAAGAUACAAAGCGAGAUCCGCCGUGUUGAUGCUGGAAUUUUGGCUGCUGUUCGCCAGCAGAGUAAUUCGGGAACCAAAGCUAAGGAAGAUCUUGCGGCUGCUACACAUGCUGUGGAGGAACUAACAUAUAAAAUCCGUGAAAUAAAAACAAAAGCCGAGCAAAGCGAGAUUAUGGUUCAAGAAAUAUGCCGUGAUAUCAAGAAGCUUGAUUUUGCUAAGAAGCAUAUAACCACUACAAUCACAGCUCUUCAUCGUCUAACCAUGCUAGUCUCCGCUGUAGAGCAACUUCAAAUUAUGGCUUCAAAACGACAAUAUAAGGAGGCAGCUGCCCAGUUAGAGGCUGUAAACCAGUUAUGCAGUCAUUUUGAAGCCUACAGGGAUAUUCCAAAAAUCACAGAGCUGAGGGAGAAGUUUAAGAAUAUUAAACAAAUACUAAAAUCUCAUGUCUUCUCUGAUUUCUCAAGUUUAGGAACUGGCAAAGAGUCCGAAGAGACAAAUUUGCUGCAGCACUUAUCUGAUGCUUGUUUAGUUGUCGAUGCUUUGGAACCAUCUGUGAGAGAAGAGUUAGUAAAUAACUUUUGCAGCAGGGAGCUUACUUCAUAUGAACAGAUCUUUGAAGGAGCUGAACUAGCUAAACUGGAUAAAACAGAACGAAGAUAUGCAUGGAUCAAGCGUCGAAUGAGAACAAACGAGGAGAUUUGGAAAAUAUUCCCUACUUCAUGGCUUGUCCCUUAUCGUCUCUGUAUCCAGUUCUGUAAGAAGACAAGGAAACAAUUGGAGGGGAUCCUUGACAACAUGAAAGAGAAGCCUGAUGUUGCAACAUUGUUGAUGGCAUUGCAGAGAACUAUAGAAUUUGAGGAUGAACUGGCUGAAAAAUUUGGUGGUGGUACUCAGAGUAGAGAGAUUGGAAACGAAAUUGAAGAGAUUGGUAGGCAGAGUAAUAGUCAAAGUGCGUCUGAUGUUAGAAAGAAGUAUGAGAAAAAACUUGCUGCACAUCAAGGAAGUGAAAAUGAAGAAAAAGAUGGAAACAAAGAUUUGUCUGCACCUGGAGCUGGGUUCAACUUCCAUGGGAUUAUUUCAUCUUGCUUUGAGCCUCACUUGACUGUAUAUAUAGAAUUAGAGGAAAAGACACUGAUGGAGAACCUUGAGAAACUUGUUCAGGAAGAAACAUGGGAUGUUGAGGAAGGAAGUCAAAAUAAUGUACUUUCCAGUAGUAUGCAGUUGUUUCUUAUAAUCAAGAGGAGCCUAAAGCGAUGCAGUGCUCUGACAAAGAGCCAGACUUUAUAUAAUUUAUUCAAGGUGUUUCAAAGAGUUCUCAAAGCCUAUGCUACAAAGCUUUUUGCAAGACUGCCUAAGGGUGGUACAGGGAUUGUUGCUGCAGCCACUGGUAUGGAUGGGCAGAUAAAGACAUCUGAUAGGGACGAAAGGGUGAUAUGCUAUAUUGUAAAUUCAGCUGAAUAUUGCCAUAAAACGUCCGGUGAACUGGCUGAAAGUGUAGCCAAAAUCAUUGAUACUCAAUAUGCAGACCAGGUGGAUAUGUCUGAAGUACAGGAUGAAUUUUCAGCAGUUAUAACCAAAUCUUUAGUAACCUUGGUGCAUGGCCUGGAAACUAAAUUUGAUGCUGAAAUGGCUGCUAUGACCCGGGUUCCAUGGGGUACCCUUGAAAGUGUUGGGGACCAAUCAGGAUAUGUCAAUGGCAUAAAUAUGAUCCUUAGCAGCAGUAUUCCUGCACUUGGGAGCCUUCUUUCGCCUAUUUACUUCCAGUUCUUCUUGGACAAGCUUGCAUCAUCACUUGGCCCCCGGUUCUACCUGAACAUUUUCAAAUGCAAGCAGAUAUCAGAAACAGGAGCCCAACAAAUGCUGUUGGAUACUCAAGCUGUAAAGACAAUUCUUUUGGAAAUUCCCUCCCUUGGUCGACAGACAUCUGGUGCUGCUGGCUAUUCAAAAUUUGUAAGUCGAGAGAUGAGCAAAGCCGAAGCACUUUUGAAGGUUAUACUAUCUCCUGUUGAUUCAGUUGCGGAUACAUACCGGGCGUUGCUCCCAGAGGGAACACCAAUGGAGUUUCAGCGUAUUCUAGAGCUUAAGGGUCUCAAGAAAUCGGACCAACAAAGUAUCUUAGAUGACUUCAACAAAGGGUCUCCGGCAAUCUCACAACCUUCUGGUGCAGCAGCAGCAGGUAGCCAGACGAUGCCACAAGCCCCGUCUGCGACUGCAGUUCCAGCCAUGUUGAAUCCUGCUGCAGCUGGAUUUAUAGCUUCUCGGGAAGAUGUGCUAACUAGAGCAGCUGCACUUGGACGUGGUGCUGCGACUACAGGGUUCAAGAGGUUCCUUGCUUUAACCGAAGCCGCCAAGGACCGUAAAGAUGGCCCUUUCAGAAAGCUCUUCAAUGCAUGAUUAUUGCCCACAUGUUUAUUGCAGCAUUUUCAACAAUGGUUGGACAAAGGGAUAAU
This is a messenger RNA of Hibiscus syriacus, 2696 nucleotides long. Its product is annotated as vacuolar protein sorting-associated protein 53 A-like. The record is from RefSeq and is a predicted model, not a curated record. The coding region runs from base 163 to 2640 and encodes 825 amino acids. Gene Ontology annotation, cellular component: GARP complex. The transcript has 25 exons. NCBI's taxonomy places the organism in Eukaryota, Viridiplantae, Streptophyta, Magnoliopsida, Malvales, Malvaceae. Gene Ontology annotation, biological process: retrograde transport, endosome to Golgi.